Siniperca chuatsi (mandarin fish) is the source of this 1890-nucleotide messenger RNA. It is a transcript of the gene nanog, whose product is annotated as nanog homeobox. Gene Ontology annotation, biological process: regulation of transcription by RNA polymerase II. Bases 184 to 1488 code for a protein of 434 amino acids. The record is from RefSeq and is a predicted model, not a curated record. The transcript is spliced from 4 exons. Gene Ontology annotation, molecular function: RNA polymerase II cis-regulatory region sequence-specific DNA binding; DNA-binding transcription factor activity, RNA polymerase II-specific. Lineage: Eukaryota; Metazoa; Chordata; Actinopteri; Centrarchiformes; Sinipercidae.
ACGCGCAAUUUUUCAAGUUCAUUGGCCCCGCCUUGUUAUAUCUGGACGGGUCUUUAUUUGCCUCUUCAGAUCUACGGGGUUGUCCUGCUGGAAUUUUAAGCUAUUUUAGCACCAAUAUUUGAGCUAUUCUUGUAUUCUUAGCGUUUUUAUAUUUUUAUCGCAACACACAAAACUGCCAAAGAAAUGGCAGACUGGAAAUCGCAGAUAAGUUACAACUACAACCCCUCUUACCAUGCCUACGCCUACGGUCUCGUGUACCAACCCGGGCCCGAGCAAAACCACGCAAACCUGACCAGCUGGGGCGAAACUGGAGUCACGGACUUGAGCAACUACAAUGCCGGGGUGACACAGGCCUACUACGCCACCACUGCUAGGACCCGGGAAGAGUCCCCGCCUCGCAGUCCGGAGCAGCAUGCCGUGAACGGCCAUUGUCACUACCAGGGCUCCGGAGUUGUCUACCUCGGUGACACCCAGGCAGGCCGUCUGCUCCUGGCCGGACCACACCGGGCGGCAUACGACGCACGGCCUCAUGAGGCCAGGCGGGCCGGGAGCGAUUCAACCAGUGACUCGGAGGCGCACACCUCACCAGAUUCAUGGAGUUCUGGCAGCAGUAGAGAAGGAAGUCUCCCUCAGGCAGACCCUGCUACCUGGGCGAAGAAAGAUCUUGACGACGAGGCAAGCACCAGGAGCCCUGAUGCCAGCGAGGAUGUUUCCUCCUCUCUUGUGGAGGAGCCAAGGACCUUUGUGGUCACAGGGAACGAGAGCACCAACAACACUACCCAUCUACAUGUACCAUUAACUGACCCAAAGAGGCCAAGCACUACUGCUGUAAAUAACCCUAAAGGAAAGGUCCGGGCCGCCUUCUCAGAGAGUCAGAUGAAUGCUCUUAUCCAGCGCUUCAGUGUGCAGAGGUACCUCACCCCAGCUGAAAUGAAGAACCUGGCAGAACUGACGGGGCUGACCUACAAACAGGUUAAGACUUGGUUUCAGAACCGAAGGAUGAAACUAAGGAGGCACCAGAAAGACACCAGCUGGGUGUCUGAGCGCUACACCACCAGCAAAGACAACGCAAUUCGUGGAACAGUCUUCAACAUUCCCUCACAUAUUCCACCUUAUCAGGGAGAGGCCCGGCCCCAGCUCAAGGAGCAUUACAACCAGCACAUGAUGGAGGCAGCCUUCAAGAAGACUACUCCACAGAACCUGGCCUUCUAUCUGGCUGCUAUGGGCUCUGCUGCUGGAUCUGCUGGCUACCCUUCCUGGUCCUCUGGCUCACCCCAGACUGCAGUGCCCACCAGGCCCCAGGCAACUGGCUGGUCCAUGCCCCCAGGAGCCAGCCAUUAUGAAUACAACCCCAAUGCAUUCAACUCAACCAGUGUUACCUCUGUAAAUAACACUGGGCACGACACGAGCUUUGAAAGCAAAGAUGGGGAGCCUGUCCACAGCCGCAGCUCCUUAAACACAGCCAUAGCACAUAAUGCCAGCCAGUAGUUGAUGAUUGAGCUGAUAAGCAUAGACGCUUUUCUGUAAAUGUGACCCAACAGCCAUGUUAAUAUUCUUCUAUUCAAAUUUCCUGACUGUAGUUUGUAAUUAAGGUGUUUUUUGUUUUGUUUUUUUUUUUGGUCAGGCUGGGUGUACAUAUGCCUUGUUCAUACUCCUGUUCAAAAGUAUUUUACUUUUUAUCUUGAAGUUUUAUUUUUAUAUGCAACUAUUUAAUGUAUGUUGGUGUGUUCUUUGCGCUUGGUGAUACUAGAUGUGUCCAAGUUGGAUGCGUUCUUUGGAUUACAUUGUUUUUUUGGAACUGUUAAGGCAAAGUACUGAUAUAGAUCUGAUGUGCACACAUUUCAAUGCAUUUUUUCCCCAUAUAAAUACAGGUUCACUGGCAACUUGAAA